AGAGAGAGAGAGAGAGAGAGAGAGAGAGAGAGAGAGAGGUGGUUUACUGAAUAGGGGUGAACAGCAGCAGGUCGAGAGAGAGAGAGAGAAUAUUUUGUUGUUCUUCGGCCGGUGACGACGACGGCGACGACGACGACGACGACGACGGAUGUUCUUCGUCGGGGAAGAAAUCGUGGGAAGAAGACGACGACGUCGACGACGAUGGUGAUGAUGGUGAUGAUGGAGAUCUGUUUAUAUCCUCAAUAAGAAGAAGAAACCCUCGACCUGAUUGAUGGAAGGUGGCUCCCCCGACUCUACGUCAGGUGGGUUGAGGCUGAAAAGGUCUAGUGUGUCAUCCCGAGGCCGGCAGCACGGUUCGUCGUCCUCCAACUACAAGGACUUCCUCCGCAAAUUUGUCGACUGUGAGAUUCUGACCUCAAAUCUUGUAGAGUGGUUCUCCACAAUCCCCUCAGAUCCGGGCUUCACAAGGGCCACCUUUGACGUGCCAUUCGAACUCACCGAACUUCAAAAUUUCGAUUAUGCCCUCGAAGGCAUAUCUUUUCAACAACUGGUUCGGAUGCCAAACACUCUUUACGCGUCAACAUCCAAUCCCGUCGAAGCUACUGCCCAUAUAGCAAUUGAAGAUUUUCUACACGCAAGUGUUAAGGGCCUAUGGGAGACAUUUUGGGGUCAUGAAGUGCCUAUGCCCUUUUCAGUUGCAUGUAUACACAGCACGAGCUCCAAAUUCUAUCCUGCCGAGAAAGCUAUUGCCAGCGGAAAGCUCGAAGGGCUUUGUGCAACAGCCAUCUUGCUGAAAAACAGCCGGCAUUCGCAUGGGAAAUGGGACCAGAUUCUCGAAUUAGCUUUGUUGAGGCCUGAUAUAGGUAGUCUUUCCAAUGAUCAGCAACCUUCUAACUCUGUUUUAGGAGAAGCACUUUUCUUUGCUCUUCGUGUUCUUCUCUCCCGAAGGCUUAGCAGAUCUUCUACUGUUCUUCGCAACUCUAACUGUAUUUAUGUACUUCUUUUCGAUUCACAAUAUGGAGGGGUAGUAAAAGUUGAAGGCGAUGUGACAAAGUUGGACUUUGAUCUUAACAAUGUAUACGAAUGUGCAGCCCAAUGGUUCAAAGAACAUGCUAAAAUAUCUGUUUCACCCAUCGACCGGAUCUGGAACAAACUAGGGAAUGCCAAUUGGGGAGACGUUGGGACUCUCCAGGUUCUGCUCGCGACUUUCCACUCUAUUGUUACGUUUUGUGGAAUGCCGAAGUAUUCUCUUGAAGAUUUAGCUACAGAACACAGUUCACGGCUGCAGAGCAGGAGAUCAGAAAGACAGCUAUUAGAUACGCAUGUUAAUGGAAAUGGCUUGUUUCGUUUCCAGCAACGGAGCCAUUCUCCUGAAAUUGUUGAAGUCCAGGAGGAGACAGUUAGGCUUGAACCUGAAGAAACUUUGGAGAUUGAAUUAGGAUCAGUUUUAUGGAUGGAGGACUCAAAUUGGCAAAAGGGUUUCCAGAUAAAUCAAGUUUUAAUUAAUAGCGAAUUUCCUAUAUAUAGUGCCAGUCCAGUAGAAGAGCCCACAAAAGAAUAUUUAUUAUAUGUCGGAUCGAGUCCUUUGCAUUUGGAACCGGCAUGGGAGGAUAUGAAUCUGUGGUACCAAGUUCAAAGACAAACAAAAGUGUUAACUCUUAUGAAGCAAAGAGGUGUAUCGAGCAAAUACCUACCACGGGUUGUUGCAUCCGGGCGUAUAAUUCACCCUGGCCAGUGUAACAAGCCUACCUCUAAUGGGACUUGUGGUCAUCCAUGGUGUGGUACUCCGAUUCUUGUCACCUCUCCAGUUGGUGAAACCGUAUCUAAUCUAAUAAGAAACGGCUUAUUUGGCACGGAAGAAGCACUUAGGUGCUGCCACGAUUGUUUGUCUGCUCUUGCUGCCGCAUCGUCAGUCGGAAUUAGACAUGGUGACAUUCGCCCGGAAAAUGUAAUUUAUGUAACCAAUGGUGCAAAGCAUCCCCAUUUUGUACUUAUUGGGUGGGGCCACGCUAUUCUUGAAGAACGGGACCGACCGUCGAUGAAUCUGUUCUUCUCAUCUACGUAUGUUCUUCACGAAGGGAAACUAUGUGCGGCGUCUGAUGCAGAAAGUUUAAUAUAUCUGUUGUAUUUUUCUUGUGGUGGGACUUCGCCGGAAUUAGAUUCCGUCGAAGGGGCGCUUCAGUGGAGGGAAAUGUCCUGGUCGAGAAGAAUUAUUCAGCAGAAGCUCGGCGACGUUUCUGCAGUGCUUAAAGCCUUUGCUGAUUAUGUUGAUAGCAUUUGUGGGACGCCGUAUGCGAUGGACUAUGAUAUAUGGUUGAGAAGGUUAAGAAGAACACUUAAUGAAGAUCACGGCAAGGCAAUUGAUCCGUCAAGUUAGAAUCUUACUUGUGAGCAUUAAUUUGGUGGAGUUUGUGUUUUUGGUAAUAUAUGGAAGAACCACUCCAGUCGAUUUGGAUAAUCAUUUGUAGAUAUUUUAUCACAUCUCAGAGUUUUUGAAGUUCUGACUGGCAUUGGAAUGUUGUUACUGGUUCCAAAUACAUCGUAAUGCAACUUGUGGAGUGUUGAUUUUUGAGCUUUCAAGUUUUCAAUAUUGGAGUCUGUUCGUGGGGAAGGUUUCGUAACAAGAUUCUUCUAGGCAGAUGAGGAUUGUAUGACCUCUUUGAUGAAGCUCCCUAAUCACUUGCAUUUCGAGAAUCUGGGCAAUUCAUGGCUUUUCACAAAUAGUUGUGUUUCACUUGGUGAAUGUUCUGAACUGCGUUAAUCAGCACUAAAAUGAAGCCAAGUACUUCCUUUGGUAGAUCGUUUGCCCUAGCUUGGGCUCCUUGUUUAGAUACUGUAACCUUAUGGGGUAUCUUUUGGGAUAUUCACAUCAGUUCUUGUGAUUAAUUUUAUUUAAUCAUUUGUUUCGUCUCGGGAGGAAACUUUCAUGAUUUUGUGGAUAGAUUUGUCAUUUGUGGCGUAAUUAAUUUGUCUCAAACGUGAUCACUGAUUACUCAAAUUGGAUGUUGGCAUCAAGCA
Molecule: messenger RNA, 3018 nt
Organism: Ananas comosus (pineapple)
Lineage: Eukaryota; Viridiplantae; Streptophyta; Magnoliopsida; Poales; Bromeliaceae
Exons: 2
Coding region: 272-2377 (701 amino acids)
Source: RefSeq, a predicted model, not a curated record